CGACCUGCCGGUGGAGAGAGCGGAGCGGGGGCUAGGGCGGGCGCUUCUUCGGGGACAGCAAGGAUCGGUUGGGCCGCGGCGGCACAGUGCUGGCUCGGAGCCGCCGUCCCGGCGGUGCGGCCCACCACAGGGGUGCGGGGAGAGGCGGCUGCGGCAUAGGAGGGGAAGGGCGGGCGGGCGGAGCGGCGGCGCGUUCUCCCCGCUCCGUUCCGGGGGCUCUCGUCCCUCGAAUGUUCAGAAGCCGCCGCUCUGCGCUGUUUCAUUCGGAGGCGCCGCUGCGCUCUCAUUUAUAGCGCAUCCCCUGUGCGUGUGCGCUCCGGAGGGCUUGGGCUGCUCCGCUCACCUACGUCGCUUUAUGCCCGGCUUAACUUUUCUCCCCGUAGCAAUUAAUCCGCAGAAACGUUUCAUUUAGUUACUGCACAAAGGCCUGUUUUUUGAGGAGGCUUCUUGACAAAGCCCCGUGCCCGUCGUUUUCAGCAAUGCAGGCGUUAUUUCAGAGGAGAGACGUUCCCCUUCUCAUCGCGUCUGAUGCCGUGGUUAUGGCCGAGUCAGCUCGACAGGAAUUGUUUCCUGAACGUAAACUGGCAAUAUUCAUGUUAACAUUCUCAGGAGGACGAAGAACCAUACCUUAAAUGUGCAUCUCAAACUUGACAAGCAGAGGCAAGGCUAUUGUCUUGCUGUUUAAUUAUUAGCUUUCUGCUGGUGACCAGCAAGUUCCUCCCGGUUUGCUGUGUAGGACUGUGAAAUGGCAGUCAGGGCUUUAACUGAACUGAACUCCUCGAUGAGCUGCUUCAUUAUAACCCCAUAGAGAUGACUGUUAGAAUCUUGAUCCAUUGUCUGCUCAAGUGUUUUGUCUCUCUGUCCAUCAUCUUCUGCAUUGUAGAAUACAUUCUGUUUGUGACUUGGUAUGAUCUGAGCAGCAUUUUUCUGUCUGCACUAAGUGGGCAUUGUCUGAGAUGUUCUACAGCAGAAUGGUCCAUUUCUGGUUGGCAAUAGAUUUAAACCAGAAAUGAUUUGAUUGCAGCCUUCACUUGUUGCUCAGUAGCAGUUAUCUGGUUGCCAAGACAAAAGCACUUAAGAGAUUAUGUGACCACUGGAGAACAAAAUUUGUUGGGAGGAUUUUUGGGGGUUUGGGUUUUUGUUCGUUUGGGGUUGGUUUUUGGUUUUAGUCUGUUUAAGUAUUCCAGUAAGUGUAAUAAGGUAAUUUAGGUUGCUUGAAGUCCUAUUGGAAGUCUAAGAUACUUGAAUAUUAGAAGGAGUGGCUCCAUCUCGGGUAUUUAUGUUAAAUAGAAAGUCAGAGGAGGGGGGAAAGGAAAUUACAUCACAUUGUCAAAUAAGGAACAGCUAGCUAGAGUGGAUGACUUGUAGUGCAAAAAUGUGCCCCUCCUCCUGUGAAUUGCUUUUGAGAUUCAUUACAGAUACGUGGUGGCAAGGUGAGCAAAAAUAAGUUGUCAAUUUAAGGUAGCCACAUUUUUUUCCCGCCCAGAAGUGUUAAGUAGAUUUCACUCCCACACUUUCUUGUGUCUCACAAGUCAUGCAUGAGCUGUUUGCCAGUGUUGCAUUUAUAAAGUUUGUCCAAGACUGGUGUAGGAAUUCAGGAAAGUCUUCAUAGCAAACUGCAGCCAUAUCCAUUAAGUGAAUCGUUCAUGGACGUUGUACAAACCAGAAUCCAGUUUCCUUUAUUAUGAAACUAGUUUGCCUCAAAUAGGUUGUAGCAAUGGGGCUGGGGAGUGAGCAGGGAACAGAGUAACAAAGUUUUGUUAUCGGUGAUUGUCCUGAGCUGAGGUAUGUGAAGGUGCUGCUUCAUUCCUAAACAGAGGAGUGCUUGUAGUGUGGCUACAGUAAUUAGUGAUCCAUACAGCGUGAAAACUGUAUAUUCAGGAUGUUUUAUGUAACUCAACUUCAGCAUAUCUUCUCGAGAUUUUUCUGAUAUUCACAUAUCCUUUUCUCAUUGUACAGAUACCUUCCUCUACUCCAGUGGGUACACUGGGCAAUUUUCAGCUUAGACUUACCCUUCAGAACAAGUCAGGUGUAUUAAUGGAAUGCAAACUGCAAGAAGCCUGUCACCCCCUGUGAGUUUCUAGAGUUGGGAGACAUCACCAAGAGCAGUACACAAUGUCAACUGCAGGAGUUGCUGCUCAGGAAAUGAGAGUCCCACUGAAAGCUGGAUUUCUUCAUGCUAGUCAAGGCAUGGGGGGUCUGAAAACCUGCUGGGGUAGCCACAGUGGAUUUGAGAAUACUUUCUUUAACGUGGACCCUAUAGCAGUUGCAUAUAACUUGAAUCCAUCAGAAGAGCAACAUUUACCAUCCACUGGGCACUCUUCCAACUGUGUUCCCACAAAUGACCACAGCUUUGCUGAAAGUUGCAUCCAAGUCCCAUCUCAGAAAUCUAGUCCAGCUCCUGUAAGUCCCAAAAAUGAGCAGCCAAUUUCCAGAUAUGAAGACCAGCUCAUUCCUGGCUUUAGUAAACUGUCGUUAACCAUGGGCUAUGUUUCUGAAGAAACACCUCCUCACAUGCCAAUAAAAAAUGGGCCAAUUCAGUUUCUGUCUGCACCUUCCCAUGAUCGUAGCUCCAGGCCGCUGCCCCCUCUGCCCGUUCCCGAGGAUCUUAUUCCAGACGAGGUUGACAGAGAAGUGGAAUUCCUGACUAGCUCAGAUACGGACUUUUUGUUAGAAGAUUAUGGACUUCCUCCUUUUAAAUCCAGUGGCUCGAGUCGGCGGAGCUUUAGAGGUUGUGGACAAAUCAACUAUGCAUAUUUUGAUGCUCCAGCAGGACCAAAAACAGAAGAUGCCAACCCUACACAAAGCCUAAAUGGAUGCAUAUCCAGUAUUUACCCUCCUCCACAGCAGCUGCAUCGACGUUUGCGAAGGUCCCAUUCAGGACCAGCUGGCUCUCUCAAUAAACCAGUAGUGAGACUAUCUGGACAUUUAAACAGGUCUUCUCCAAACUCAGACGAAGAUAAACCAGAGAUCCCCCCAAGGGUUCCCAUACCUCCAAGGGCUCUCAAACCAGAUUACAGAAGGUGGUCAGCAGAAGUUGCUUCUAGUGCAUACAGUGAUGAAGACAGGCCUCCCAAAGUACCCCCUAGAGAACCUUUGUCUCGUAGUAAUUCCCGUACUCCAAGUCCUAAAAGCCUGCCAUCAUACCUCAAUGGGGUUAUGCCUCCCACCCAGAGCUUUGCACCUGAUCCUAAAUAUGUCAGCAGCAAAGCUCUACAAAGACAAAAUAGUGAAGGAUCUUCCAACAGGGUCCCUUGCAUUCUUCCAAUUAUUGAAAAUGGUAAGAAGGCCAGUUCAACACACUACUAUCUGCUGCCUGAAAGGCCUCCAUAUCUGGACAAGUAUGAGAAAUUCUUCAGAGAAGCAGAAGAAACUAGUUCUAAUACAGAGGUUCAAUCCUGGUCUGGUGACUGCAUGGCCACUUCAGUCCCAACAAAACUGGACUCAAAACCUAGAAUGGACAUAGCUGGUCAUCUGAAACGAAAACAUCUGUCUUAUGUUGUUUCUCCAUAGUCUCUGGGAGCACAGCUCAUCUGGGUUGUUGAGGAUGGAGCCAAAUUUUAUCACGUUCAAAAGAUCUUAAGGUUCUCAAAUAUCAAAGUAGGACAGGUUUGUCCUUUGAGAACUAGGUAGUGGAUGGUAAAGUCCUCUUAGGCUGCAUAUCUCUGGUAUGUUUCUUAAGAUUGUUUUUGUCUUGGUAUGUAUAGCUGAAAACUGACAAAGAUUGGACAGAAACAUACAGAGAGAUGGUAGUUGCAGUUGGCCAGUUAUAUGCUACCUUAGAUAAGUGUAUUUGGUAGUCACAUUAUCAAAAAUAAGUCUAAAAAAAUCUAACUUUGCUUACAAGUUCCUUUUAAACCUGACAACAGAGCAGAUAAUGCAGUACAGAUUUUGUAUCAGGCAUUUCUAAGAUUUCUUUUGCACAGUAACUCUGCCAAGAUUCUAUUCUCUUUCACCAUGAUAUGCCAGCCUGGUAAGAAGGUGACUGCAAGAUCACUUAGAUAACUGAUAACUUGCAGGCCUGUUGAGCAUAUUGAAAGUACUUUUAGAAUGUUGAAUCCAUUUUACAACUUAAUUGGUAACCAGUAGAAUUACUUUCAAAGUGAAGCAGCGUGGAACUGAGAUAGGCUUCAUGGAUUCUUUUAGUUCCUAGAUACUUGGCUUAAUUUUGCAGUUCUUCCUAUGAGAGACACAGACCGGAUAUUGCUAAGCUUCUGCUGCUGCUCCCUUCCCGCUGGAUCCUAGAAAGGUGUGAAAGUGUCAUAAAAGUGGCAGAGGAUAUGAGCAAGUACAUGAUUACUAUAAGUAGGCCACAACAACUACAUGUUCAUCUUGCAUCUGAAAUUGGGUGUAUUAAACAUAACACAAGCUGGUCUUGUGUUCUGGUUUUUGUUCAGUAUUUUAGGAGAGAAGGAGAGUAUGGGGAAAAUAUGAUUCCACUUAUGAACAGUGUCACUCGUAUCUGUCUGCUUCAGACACUGUUUCAUUCUGUUCAAUUUUUCCUCAUUCUGCCUCUGUGCUCUAGUAAAGUUCAUUGAGUUGCCAUGUUUGUGCGUUAGCAGUUUCUCAUGAUUACAUUUAUCCUCUUGCAGAUAAGCACAGAAGAAAGGGUGCUCUCUAACGGAGGUACAAAAGAUGAAUGUGUUCCUCCUAACAGAAAUAGACGAGCUGUUUACAAUUUGAACUGCUGAAUGAGAUGUUUGAGCUAUUUUAAAGCUUACUAUUUGUUUUAGUACAAACUAAAUGAAGGUGAAAUACAUGCUAUAGAAAUGCACUGAUAUUUCUGCAUCAUGUACAGUAUUGAUUAAAGAAGAAUUCACUUUGUAUUUUGAAUAUUGUCAUGUUUUGAGUUUAAUAAAGUUAUAAUAUACUUAUUUAUGAUA
This is a messenger RNA of Numida meleagris (helmeted guineafowl), 4883 nucleotides long. It is a transcript of the gene ERRFI1, whose product is annotated as ERBB receptor feedback inhibitor 1. NCBI's taxonomy places the organism in Eukaryota, Metazoa, Chordata, Aves, Galliformes, Numididae. Gene Ontology annotation, cellular component: extrinsic component of cytoplasmic side of plasma membrane. The coding region runs from base 2116 to 3513 and encodes 465 amino acids. The transcript is spliced from 4 exons. Gene Ontology annotation, biological process: negative regulation of epidermal growth factor receptor signaling pathway; regulation of keratinocyte differentiation. The record is from RefSeq and is a predicted model, not a curated record.